GAGCCCAGGACAUCUGUGUCCAAAAGACCGGAACCCCGAGAUGUCUGCGCCAUGGCCGCUGCCGUUGCUGCUGCUGCUGCUGGGACCCGUAGCAGCGGCGCUGAUCCGCAUCCCUCUCCGCCGAGUGCAUCCUCAACCCAGCACCCUGGACCCACUGAGGGCAUGGGGGGAGCCAGUGCAACACCCAAGCUUGGGGACCUCAUCUCCUGGGGACAAAUCCACGUUUGUGCCUCUUUCUAACUACAUGAACGUGCAGUAUUUUGGGGAGAUUGGGCUGGGAACGCCUCCCCAAAACUUCUCAGUCAUCUUUGACACUGGCUCCUCCAACCUCUGGGUCCCUUCUAUACGAUGCCACUUUCUAAGCCUGCCCUGCUGGUUCCACCACCGUUUCAACGCCAAAGCCUCCAGCUCCUUCCAGCGCAAUGGGACCAAAUUUGCCAUUCACUAUGGAACCGGGCGGCUCAGCGGCAUUCUGAGCGAGGACAAGCUGACCAUUGGGGGAGUCAAGGGUGCAUCCGUGGUUUUCGGGGAGGCCUUGUGGGAGCCCAGCUUGAUCUUCACUUUUGCCCACUUUGAUGGGAUAUUCGGCCUCGGUUUUCCCAUCCUGGCUGUUGAUGGAGUCCGGCCCCCGCUGGACAUAUUGGUGGACCAGGGCCUAGUGGACAAGCCUAUCUUCUCCUUCUACCUCAACAGGAACCCCGAAGAGGCUGACGGUGGAGAACUGGUUCUGGGGGGCUCCGACCCUGCACACUACAUCCCACCCCUCAUCUAUGUGCCAGUGACUGUCCCAGCCUACUGGCAGAUCCACAUGCAGAGUGUGAAGGUGGGCUCAGGGCUGACCCUCUGUGCCCGGGGCUGUGCCGCCAUCCUGGACACGGGCACAUCCCUCAUCACGGGACCCACCGAGGAGAUCCAGGCCCUGAACACAGCUAUAGGCAGUGUCCCCCUGCGGAUGGGGCAGUACAUCAUUGACUGCUCAAAAAUACCGUCACUCCCCCCAAUCUCCCUCCUCCUUGGCGGGGUCUGGUUUAACCUCACAGGCCAAGACUACGUCAUCCAGAUUGCUCGGUUUGGUGUCCACUUCUGCCUGUCCGGCUUCCAGGCUCUGGACAUACCUCCGCCCGUGGGGCCCUUCUGGAUUCUCGGCGACGUGUUCUUGGGGAGCCACGUGGCCGUCUUCGACCGUGGUGACACGAAAGGCGGUGCCCGAGUGGGGCUGGCACGCGCCCGUCCGCGCAGGGCGGGGCAGCAAGCGGGCGAGCCUGCGCAGGCGCAGUUCUACGGGUGAUGCCUGGCUAGGCGCCAAAGGCCCCUUCUGUGAAAAUUCGCUAUUUCUGCUGCA
Messenger RNA from Echinops telfairi (small Madagascar hedgehog), 1342 nucleotides. RefSeq names its product napsin A aspartic peptidase (gene NAPSA). Gene Ontology annotation, molecular function: aspartic-type endopeptidase activity. The coding region runs from base 41 to 1288 and encodes 415 amino acids. The record is from RefSeq and is a predicted model, not a curated record. Gene Ontology annotation, cellular component: lysosome. NCBI's taxonomy places the organism in Eukaryota, Metazoa, Chordata, Mammalia, Afrosoricida, Tenrecidae. The transcript is spliced from 9 exons. Gene Ontology annotation, biological process: proteolysis.